Lachancea fermentati is the source of this 822-nucleotide messenger RNA. Lineage: Eukaryota; Fungi; Ascomycota; Saccharomycetes; Saccharomycetales; Saccharomycetaceae. The record is from the annotation of a GenBank genome assembly.
AUGUCUCUGCAAAAGUUUAUACAGAAUAACUGUUUAAUCUUACAGUUGAGAUUGAGCUAUAAAAGUAUAACACCCCUCAAUGAAACAAAUUUGCAGCAUGCUAUUACUGCAAACCUGCAGGAACUAGGAAAUGUUCUCUAUUUGUCUUCAAAUGCAGAUCGCUGGGGCAAAACCCUCAAAAGGAGUCAACCUAGUAUGGAUCUUAUAUUAUCAAGUUCAAACGUCUCUUUGCUUGCGCUAGUGUUAUUUAACUUGCGAGGUUUUGUGAACGACGGCCAUGUCAAAUCCAUUCACGCAAAUGAUAUAAAUUCAAUGUUCAUUGCUCCAAACACUACUAAGCUGGAAAGCGUGUAUGACCGCUUGGCGAACAAGUGGGCUACUAUAGACCAAAGACGAAAAUCUAAGUCAAAAGAAGUUGAUCCCUACAUAACUUUAAAUCCCUGGAUAUUCCAAAAUGAACCAAAUAACUUUGCCCAAACUGUGACAGGGAAAAUUGUUCCACUCUCAACCGAAAACUUAAAGAGCAAAUUGUAUGGCGCCCAUGAAUUUCAUGGCAGCCGAUUUUUCGAUUUCGAUCGGCAUUUGGGAAUUCCUUCAGUCAAUGGACAGUAUGUCAACAAAACUGUAAGCACACAUCAUGAGUCUUUAAAAGACCAUUCUAGUUUCAUAAAACUGAAGCCAGUGUUGUAUCCUGACUUUGAGUCUCUUCCUUUGACGCUUAAGCACUGGCUGGAUGGUAUCACCGAGGAGAACCUCAGUUCGUGGAAAAAGGAAGAGGCAAGUAGACUUGGAUUUCUUUUAAAUGGGUUCAAAGGAUUUUAA